Molecule: messenger RNA, 4707 nt
Organism: Sphaeramia orbicularis (orbiculate cardinalfish)
Lineage: Eukaryota; Metazoa; Chordata; Actinopteri; Kurtiformes; Apogonidae
Gene: cacna2d3a
Product: calcium channel, voltage-dependent, alpha 2/delta subunit 3a
Exons: 35
Coding region: 519-3872 (1117 amino acids)
Cellular component (GO): voltage-gated calcium channel complex
Molecular function (GO): voltage-gated calcium channel activity
Source: RefSeq, a predicted model, not a curated record
AGCGCGGGGCUGGUCGCAUCAGUCAGGAGGAGGAGGCGUGCUCUUUUUGCGCGUUGCAUCGUUUGAUGAUCUCCCCGGUUUCCCCCUAAUUCCACUCCCUGCUCAUCUGUGGCUGAAGUCGGUCACACAAAAGCGACUGAGCAGACUUUACCUGUCGGAGGAGUCGUGCUUGACUUUCCGCCGGCUUUGCAGAGCCGUGUGAUCCGCACCGGUCAGCGGGGCCACGCCGCGCCACUUUGGAUAACUCCCACCCACAGCUGUGGAUCUGCCGCUCGCAUCCAAGGCGCGUCCCGCACCAAGAACCACUGAAUACUUUACCAUGUAUGACUGAAAUCAGACAUUUUAGGUGACUUUUGAUUAUCUCACAUUUCUUUUUUUUCUUUUUUUUUUUUUUUGGUUGUUUUUAUUUCCUUCAUUUUCAUCACUGAAAUCUCUGGAGGGAAAACAAAAAUCCACGGUGGCAACACAAACCUAAAACUCGCAUUGUGCGUGUAGGGAGGGUAUUCUUUUUGCCCAAGAUGCAUGUAGAUCGGAGCUGUGUGCUUUCUAGUGCGUGGUGUGCGUGUCUGCUGUUACUUUUCUCAACUCUCAGCACCAGGGUCACUGAGGUGGGAAGUUCCCACCAAAGCAUCCCUCCAUCCGUGGUAAAGCUGUGGGCUUCAGCGUUUGGUGGGGAGAUGAAGUCUAUUUCUGCAAAGUACUCUGGCUCUCAGCUGCUGCAGAAGAAAUACAAGGAGUUUGAGCGAGCAGUGCGGGUGGAGGAGAUAGAUGGGCUGCGGCUGGUAAAGAGACUGGCAGAAGACAUGGAGGAGAUGUUUCACAAGAAAGCCCAGGCAAUGAAGAGGCUGGUGGAGGCAGCAGAAGAGGCCCACCUACAACAUGAAGAGGAUCCAAACCUACAGUAUGAAUACUUCAAUGCGGUGCUGAUCAAUGAAGUGGAUGAGGUGGGGAACAAUGUAGAACUGGGAGGAGAAUUCAUCCUACAGCCGAAUGACCAUUUUAAUAAUCUGUCGGUCAACCUCAGCCUCAGCGUCGUCCAAGUGCCCACCAACAUGUACAACAAAGACUCUGCUAUUGUCAACGGUGUGUACUGGUCUGAGGCCUUGAAUAAAGUGUUUGUGGAUAACUUUGAGAGAGACCCAUCACUCAUCUGGCAAUAUUUUGGCAGUGCCAAAGGCUUUUUCAGACAGUACCCAGGGAUCAAAUGGAAGCCAGACGAACAUGGCGUCAUUGCUUUUGACUGUCGUAACCGGAAGUGGUACAUCCAGGCGGCCACCUCUCCAAAGGAUGUUGUAAUUUUGGUGGACGUCAGCGGCAGCAUGAAAGGCCUCAGACUGACCAUUGCCAGACAGACUGUCUCCUCCAUACUGGACACUCUUGGAGAUGAUGACUUCUUCAACAUUAUUGCUUACAAUGAAGAGUUGCAUUAUGUGGAGCCGUGCUUGAAUGGAACUCUGGUCCAGGCAGAUGUCACCAACAAAGAUCAUUUCCGGGAGCACCUCGACAAGCUGUUUGCUCAAGGCAUUGGAAUGUUAGACGUCGCUCUGACUGAAGCCUUCAAUCUUCUCAGCGACUUCAAUGAGACUGGAAGGGGCAGUGUGUGUAGCCAGGCCAUUAUGCUGGUGACAGAUGGGGCAGUGGACACAUAUGACGCCAUAUUUGCCAAAUACAACUGGCCAGAGAGAAAGGUCCGCAUAUUCCCUUACCUGAUUGGUCGGGAGUCCGCCUUCGCUGAUAAUCUGAAAUGGAUGGCAUGUGCUAACAAAGGCUACUUCACUCAGAUCUCCACAUUAGCUGACGUGCAAGAGAAUGUGAUGGAGUAUCUCCACGUACUGAGUCGUCCCAAGGUGAUCGACCGGGAGCAUGAUACAGUUUGGACCGAGGCCUACAUCGAUAGCACUUUGGACGAUGGUCAAGGUCCAGUUCUGAUGACAACAGUGGCAAUGCCAGUGUUCAGUACAAAGAAUGAAACUAGAAACCGAGGCAUCCUGCUGGGUGUGGUUGGAACUGAUGUGCCUGUCUCAGAGCUGCUCAAGACCAUCCCCAAAUAUAAGCUGGGCAUUCAUGGCUACGCCUUCGCAAUCACCAACAAUGGCUACAUCCUCACCCACCCAGAUCUACGGCCACUUUAUGGUGACGGAAAGAAACGAAGGAAGCCAAACUACAGCAGCGUGGAUCUCUCUGAAGUGGAAUGGGAGGACAAGGAUGAUACGCUGAGAAAUGCCAUGGUCAACAGGAAGACGGGGACCUUCUCCAUGGAAGUGACGAAGAGUGUCGACAAAGGGAAACGUGUUUUGGUGUUACAUAAUGAUUACUACUACACAGACAUCAAGGGGACUCCUUUCAGUCUAGGGGUAGCUCUUUCCAGAGGCCACGGGAAGUUCUUCUUCAGAGGGAAUGUCACAGUGGAAGAAGGACUUCAUGACUUGGAGCAUCCUGAUGUAGCGCUGGCAGACGAAUGGACUUACUGCAACACAGAUGAGCACCCAGAGCACCGUUACCUGUCGCAAAUAGAAGCCAUCAAACUCUACCUCAGUGGACAUGAACCACAUCUACAAUGUCAGCCAUGUUUUCUCUCAGUUCAUAAAAUGGGCACAUUUAUAAUACUCUUAAUGAAUAAAUAUAAAUAUGUAAUUUACUUUGUUUUUUUAGGUGACAAGGAGCUGAUUCAGGAGGUGCUCUUCGAUGCAGUAGUGACCGCCCCCUUGGAGGCCUAUUGGACCAGCUUGGUGCUUAAUAAGUCUGAGAACUCUGACAAAGGGGUGGAGAUCGCCUAUCUGGGUACAAGGACAGGCCUCUCUAGAAUCAACCUCUUUGUGGUGCCCGACGAGCUCACGAACCAAGACUUCCUGACAGCUGAAGACAAAGAGGGGGUGUUUAACGCUGAUCACUUUCCCCUCUGGUACAAGAGAGCAGCAGAACAAGUUCCUGGUACCUUUGUCUACUCCCUGCCUUUUAAUAUAGGAUCAGAAAACAAGAGUGUUGUACUGGCGAGCACAGCCAUUCAACUUCUGGAUGAGAGGAAAUCACCCAUAGCUGCGGCUGUCGGCAUCCAGAUGAAACUGGAGUUCUUUCAGAAGAAGUUCUGGACAGCCAGCAGACAGUGUGCAGCUCUAGAUGGGAAGUGCUCCAUAAGCUGUGAUGAUGAGAACAUUAACUGCUACCUCAUCGACAAUAACGGCUUCAUUCUGGUUGCAGAGGACUAUACUCUGACAGGAAAAUUUUUUGGAGAAGCAGAGGGAGCUGUAAUGAAUAAGCUUCUGCAGAUGGGCUCUUUCAAGAGGGUCACCCUGUAUGACUACCAGGCUCUAUGCUGGGUGUAUUCAGAGAGCAGUGGCAGUGGACACACACUUUUGGAUCCUUACUUUGCUUUCUUCUCUGCUGUUAAAUGGAUCCUAACAGAACUUGUCAUAUUCCUGGUUGAGUUCAACUUGUACAGCUGGUGGUACUCUGACCUCACUGCAAAAGCUCAGAGGAUAGGCCGGUCCAUGCAGGUACCAUGUGAUACAGAGUACCCAGCCUUCGUCUCCGAGAGGACCAUCAAGGAGAACACAGGAAACACCGACUGUGACGGCUGCAUUAAGUCCUUUGUGAUCCAGCAGAUCCCCAGCAGUAAUCUCUUCAUGGUGGUGGUGGACAACAAGUGUGACUGCAGCAUGUUCGAGCCAAUCACCAUGGACCCCAUUGAAAUCAUGUAUAAUGAAUCUCUCAAGUGUGAGAGGUUGAAGAUGCAAAAGGACAGGAGACGCCCAGACACUUGCCACCCUUUCCACCCAGAGGAGAACUCGAUGGAGUGUGGAGGUGCUGUGGGUCUCACUCCAUCCCUCACAGCGACACUGCUCUGUGUCCUCCUGGCGCUGUUCCCUAGGUGACCACAACUGGCCACGCCCCUCCAUCCAGAUCUCACAUGGAUCGGCUUGGCUCGGCAUGCAAAAGAACCGCAACGACGCCACAGAAAACGACACCCCUUAUAAAUUUGCGCCCAAUUCCAAAACACCAUCUACGAAGCCCCUAGCCCUGAAGUAGUACGAUCCCUAACAGACACUUAUUUGAAAGGAUUGAUAACGGAUAGCUAUUACAGCUGCAAAGUAGUGAUUAAUAAGAUGCUUUAGCAAUUCCACGUAAGCUACACGAGGACGUUUUUGGGGAGACUCAAAGUAUUGAACAUAGUAAUAACCUAAUGCUAACAAUGCACUUAGUAGCUUAAAAACUGCACAAGUGGUCUAGUAUCAACCACAGACACUCUGAGCGCUAUGUUCAGUCCUUUCAGGUAGCAUAAGGGCUGGGGUCUGUGGCUGGGCUUGGAAUUUGACAUUAGAGCCACGUAACACCCAUGCGGAGAAAGACAAACGCACCUUUCCCCUUGGCCCACACUUUCCACGGACAAUUCUAAUCAUGAAAAUAAAAUGAAAAAAAAAAAAAAUACUGAUGUUGAAGAAGAUUAUAAGUGGCUGGGGUUGUAAUGAAAUGUUUGUCUGUUGUUUUUUUUUCAUGAUAAGAAAAAAUAUGUUCUAGUAUAAAUAUGAUGAAAAAAAAAAGAGUUUUAAAAAAGAGUUUUAUUUAUGAUUUGCAAGUGGUAACCAUAAACUGUGACUAUGAGAUUUUGAGUCCUCUGAUGUGAGUGGUUGUUAAUAUUUGAGCUUUGCCUUAUUGAACGAUAUUGGUCCUGUUUGUGUACUUUUGAAAUAAAAUGUUGUUCAAAAUUUA